CAACCGGUAAAACCAGAACAAAGAGGAGAACAUUACAUCUCUGUAUCUCCUAUAAAUAUUCCACGAUUCUCUCCUUAAAUCCCUUCUUCCGUAGUUGCAAAAAGUUGCAGUUAGAUACACAGAGAGACCUACAGUGAGCGAGCAUGUCUCAAGAGGUGAAAGCUUCGCAUGUUCUGAUAAAGCACCAAGGAUCGAGGAGAACAGCUUCAUGGAAAGACCCAGAAGGCAAGGUGAUCCAGAACACUACCAAAGAGGCUGCCAUAGCUCAGCUCAAAGCUUUGCGUGAAGAGAUUGUAAGCGGCCGCUCCAAGUUCUCCGAUAUUGCUUCUCGUUACUCGGACUGCAGCUCCGCAAAGCGUGGUGGUGAUCUAGGUCCAUUUCGCCGCGGCCAGAUGCAAAAGCCUUUUGAAGAAGCUACAUUCUCCCUGCAAGUUGGUGAAAUAAGCGACAUCGUGGAUACUGAUAGUGGGGUCCACAUCAUCCUAAGAACCGCUUGAUCACAUGAUGGACGGUUUUGUUGCCUCGAAUUGUUUGAUGUAUUUCUCCCCAUUUGAGCUCUACUUUUUAACUACUGAUAUGCUGCCUGAGCUACAAUAUACUAUGGCUUGACGAUAUACUUCGCUAUUGUACCUUAAUAAUAAUUUUCACGAGUAUUGCUCCUA
This is a messenger RNA of Amborella trichopoda, 662 nucleotides long. It is a transcript of the gene PIN1AT, whose product is annotated as peptidylprolyl cis/trans isomerase, NIMA-interacting 1. The record is from RefSeq and is a predicted model, not a curated record. Gene Ontology annotation, cellular component: cytosol; nucleus. Lineage: Eukaryota; Viridiplantae; Streptophyta; Magnoliopsida; Amborellales; Amborellaceae. Gene Ontology annotation, molecular function: peptidyl-prolyl cis-trans isomerase activity.